Messenger RNA from Morchella sextelata, 2208 nucleotides. RefSeq lists its product as uncharacterized. The record is from RefSeq and is a predicted model, not a curated record. The transcript has a single exon. NCBI's taxonomy places the organism in Eukaryota, Fungi, Ascomycota, Pezizomycetes, Pezizales, Morchellaceae. Gene Ontology annotation, molecular function: zinc ion binding; ubiquitin-protein transferase activity; ubiquitin binding. Gene Ontology annotation, biological process: proteasome-mediated ubiquitin-dependent protein catabolic process; protein linear polyubiquitination. The coding region runs from base 1 to 2208 and encodes 735 amino acids. Gene Ontology annotation, cellular component: ubiquitin ligase complex.
AUGCCUACUACCAAGGCCCAGACACCCUGCAAAUACCACCUCCUCUCCACCUGCCACCGCGGCCGCACCUGCUCCUACCUGCACUCCCCCGCUCCCACCACCACCGGCACCGGCACCAGCAUCCCCUCCACGUCCAUCCUCCGCCCCACCGCCGCCCCCUUCAUCCCCCCCUGCCGCUUCGCCGCCGCCGGCUACUGCAGCCGUCCCCGCUGCCCGUUCACCCAUCCCCCCGCACCGCCGGCCUCCCCCCCUCCGCCCGCCCCCACAACGCUCACCGCCACGCUCGCAAACCACACCGUCACCUUCGGCCCCGGCCUCGCCAUCCAGUCCACCACGCCCGUCCUCCCGCCAACCCUGCACAUCCACAACCUGCCCGCCGACAUCACGCCCGGCACCCUCGCCGCGCUCCUCGCCCCCUACGAGCCACACGAGACAACGCUCACCGCAACGCACGCCGCCGUCCACCUCCCCUACAAGCACCUCCCCGCCGCCAUCAGCGCCCUGCACGCCUCCCGCGUCGACGGCACCCUCAUCACCGCGACCCCCGCGCCCGCCCCCGGCGCCGCAUCAACCCGCGCCGACACCCUCCUCGUCACCUACCCCGCGCCCUCCUGCACCGCCAUCCUCGCCCUCCCGCCCGACGCCGCCGCCGCCGCCGCGCCGCGGCAGGAAGGCACCAUGCUCGGGCGGCGCAUCCGCGUCACGAACGCCGGCCACGGGAUGUUCCGCGUCACGGGGGUGCCCCCCUCCGCGCGGGCCUGCGACGUGACUCGGUGUCUGCAGCUGCCAGAGGCGGACGUGGUGGAGCUCGGCGAGGCGUCGUACGAGGAGGAGGAGGAGGGCGAGAGCACCGCGUACGUGCGCAGCCUGCUGGAGAGCGACGGGCGCACGGUGUUGAGCUGCGAGGUGGUGAGUGCGGCCGGCGAGGGGGCGGUCAAGAUGGUGGUGCGCAUGGGGAGCGCGGAGAUGGCGAGGGGCGCGGCGAAGGAGGUGGGCGGGCGGGUGUGCGAGUUUCUCGGCGGCGCGAAGGUGCGUGUGCGGCUUGUGUACAGCGCAAGGCUGCGCUCGUCGAAGAGGAUAUGGCGCGUGGUGGGCGGCGAGGUGGAGGCGCUGCAGCGGGCGCUGCGGGGGAAGCUGGUGAGGGUCGGCGUGUUCAAGGACGGCGGCGGGGGCGGCGGGAGCGGCGGCGAGGGCGGCGAGGGCGGGCAUGUCAGCGUCACCAUCGGCGGGUGCGAUCGCGCGGCGGUGUGCGACGCCAAGCGCCGCGUCGCGGGCAUCAUCGCGGGCGAGGUCGUGGCGCUCCCGGGCGGCAUCCCGCUGUGGAACGACACGCUCGUCACGACCGCCGGCAUCCGCGUGCUGCGGAGCAUCCAGGCCGGCACCGGCGCGUACAUCCACUACGACGUGCAGAAGCGGCGGUUAGCCGCCUACGGCACGCCCACCGCGCGCACCGCGGCUCGGGCGCGCCUCCUCGCGCACAUCGGCACGCUCCCGCCGCCACCGCCGCCGCCGGAGGAGGCGGCGGCGGGCGAAGGGGAGUGUCCGGUGUGUCUCACGGCGCCGACGGACGCCGUGGUGGUGCCGACGUGCGGGCAUGCCUACUGCGGCGACUGCCUGUCCGCGUUCCUGGACUCCACGCACAGCACGCGCUCCUUCCCGAUCAGCUGCAUCUCGUGCCGGGCGCCGCUGCCGCUCUCGCUGAUCCCCGGCACGCUGCACGCCGCGGCCUGGAGCGACUACGUGCUGACGCACGCGACCCAGCUGCGCUUCUGCUCGACGGCCGACUGCAGCGGUGUGCUGCCGGUGACGGCGGAGGGCGAGGAGGCGCUGUGCGGCGAGUGCCUGGUCGAGCAGUGCACGCGGUGCGGCGUGGCGUCGCACGACGGCAUGAGCUGCGCGGACUGGAAGGUGGCCAGCGACACGGAGGCCGAGCGGCUGUUUGGCGAGUGGGCGGCGGGAAAGGACGUCAAGUCGUGUGCGGGGCAGGGCUGCGGCGCCGUCAUCGAGAAGAUCGAUGGGUGCAAUCAUGUGCAGUGCCAGCGCUGCCUGGCGCACAUGUGCUGGGUGUGUGGCAAGCUGUUUUCGAGUCGCGAGGUGUAUGUGCAUAUGAGGGAGGUGCAUGGCGGCAUUGGGCUGGAGGAGGCCGUGGGCGGUUUUGAGCCCCCGCAGUGGGGCGCGGGGGGGAUGGCGGGCGCGGAUGGGUGGUAG